GACUCUCAGACUCCAGUGGCAACAUGAAGUCCGGAGGCCUCUUCCUCUUGGCGGCCCUCCUGGCCCUCGGGAUGGACCUGAUCGAGGCUCUCGACAUCGUCCAAGUGGGGACCCCUAGAUCCGGUGCCUGCCCAAACCUGCCAGUGGGAACAAUAGGGAUGUGUGCAGAAUGGUGUUCGGGGGAUGAUUCCUGUCCUCAGGGACAGAAGUGCUGCAGCAACGGAUGUGGUCAUGCCUGCAUGCCAGCGGUGACAGGCGAUGAAGUCCACAUCCCUCAAUCCUGCUGCUACAGUUGGUCCAAGAAGCCAAUCCCUCUCCACCUGUUGUCUGGCUACUUUGUGACCAGUUCCAAGUGUUCACUGGAAGCUGUGAUCUUCAAAACCGUGAAAGGGGUUGAAGUCUGCGCGGACCCCAAGGAAAAAUGGGUUCAGGAUCGCAUGAGGCGUCUGAAAAUCAGACGCAAGAAGCCAUGAGCCUUCCCUUCAGCCUCUCCAGAUCCACUCAGACUCCCUCCCUUUUAGUUUGCACCUUCCCUCGCCUCCACAGGAGAUGUUGCCGCUGCCCAGGUAAAGGGGCUGGAGUCCAAGAGGCUUCGUAUCGACUCCCUGGUCCGACGGGGCUGGGGCGGCCCUUGAGAGUGAACGCUCUUCUGGAGCCCCAGAGGACUGUGAGAGGAAAACAGCACCGUGGCGCACUGAGAGACACCUUCAGUGGGAGCCAAACCCUGGAAGCGUCACCCCCUGAGCGGCGGCAGAGCGGAACCCUCCAAGAGGACCAUGGGACGUCUCCACCUUGACCCUCCAACGUCCCUGUGUGGUGGAGGUCGGGUGGCGGGGGAGAAUAGGAGGUUUAGUAACAUUCAAGUUCGAGAGCUGGGGACACUGAGGCCUGGGUUGCAUGAGGCAUUUAUUGCAAAAGGAAAGGCUUCCUGAAA
Messenger RNA from Ornithorhynchus anatinus (platypus), 934 nucleotides. RefSeq names its product C-C motif chemokine 20-like. The record is from RefSeq and is a predicted model, not a curated record. Bases 24 to 473 code for a protein of 149 amino acids. Gene Ontology annotation, cellular component: extracellular region. Gene Ontology annotation, biological process: cellular response to type II interferon; inflammatory response; cellular response to tumor necrosis factor. The transcript is spliced from 5 exons. Lineage: Eukaryota; Metazoa; Chordata; Mammalia; Monotremata; Ornithorhynchidae. Gene Ontology annotation, molecular function: peptidase inhibitor activity; chemokine activity; CCR chemokine receptor binding.